Molecule: messenger RNA, 4758 nt
Organism: Salvelinus fontinalis (brook trout)
Lineage: Eukaryota; Metazoa; Chordata; Actinopteri; Salmoniformes; Salmonidae
Product: zinc finger RNA-binding protein-like
Exons: 19
Coding region: 57-3146 (1029 amino acids)
Cellular component (GO): precatalytic spliceosome
Molecular function (GO): single-stranded RNA binding; zinc ion binding; double-stranded RNA binding
Source: RefSeq, a predicted model, not a curated record
UAUUAGAUGACGUACACGUGACAGACACCCCGACUCCCAGUACAGUAGAAUCCAAGAUGGCUGCAAGCAAUUAUUAUGGAUUCACGCAUGGUGCCGGUCCUCAGUACAGCGUUCAGCCUCCACCAGCCUAUGCCCAUCCCACCACAGCCAGCUACAAUGUCCAGCCGGCCCCUGCCGGGGCCCAUGCAGUGACUGCCUCCUAUGCCUCUGCCCCUGCACAACCAGCCAGGCCCGUUGCCUCUGCCUACCCGGUGGCCUACCAGACCCACCCUGCCCCCCCAGACUAUGGCUACCGGCAGCCGGACCCCACGCCCCAACCCACCACCACCCCACAGACAUACCAGCUACCGAUAUACACUGAAACGGAUAACUACAGUUACGGACGCCUGCCUCCAGCCACUAGUUAUGAGACUAAGCAGUACUACCAGACGAGUAUAGCUCCAGCCCAGCGGACACCAACAGAAGCUUACUACCAGACAGGCGUGAAGAGUGGCUACAGUCCAGUCAGCACAGUAUACAGCCAGCCACCACCACCACAGAGGCAUGUCACAACUUUAAAGCCUCUGGCCCCUGCCAGCUCAGUGUCCACCAGCUACAACAUCUACCCAGUGUCCACCAGUGUACAGCAGCCCCCCAUCUCGUCUUACACCCCCUGCUCGUCCUUCAGCUCCACAGCUGGCACAUACUCUGGCGUCAGCUACUCUACCUAUGAUUCAAGUGGUUACACUUCAACCCCCUCGUACUACCAGCCUGCCCAGCUUCCUCCUCCUCAGCCCCAGCCGCCCCCCCAGCAGUCCCAUCCGCCUCCCAAGCAGCUCACCAGCUCCUCCUGGAGCAACGCGGGCAGCAACAUGGUGACCGCUCCCACGGUCAACGCCUACAAGAAGCCCAUGUUCCACCAGAACAAGCUUCAGAAGCCGAAAGGGCCGCCCAAGCAACCCCAGCUGCACUACUGCGACAUCUGCAAGAUCAGCUGUGCUGGACCGCAGACGUAUCGAGAGCACCUCGAGGGCCAGAAGCACAAGAAGAAGGAUGCAGCUCUGAAGUCUGGCAGCGCGGGGGGGAGCAACGGGCCCCGGGGGAUUCAGACUCAGCUACGCUGUGAACUAUGUGACAUUGCCUGCACUGGCGUAGACGCGUACGCUGCCCAUAUCCGAGGGGCCAAGCACCAGAAGGUGGUGAAGCUCCACACCAAACUAGGCAAACCUAUACCUUCAACUGAGCCUGUUUUAGUGAACAAUGCUCCAAUUAUCUCAACGUCGACAGCUGGGAAGACAACCCCUAUCAUUGUUACGGCAACUGACCCGGUAGCGCCACCCAAACUAGUGGUCGUAAACGCCACCAAGGCCCCAGCACCUGUGAAGAAGCCAGUCGCACCCAAAAUAACCCUCCUUGCCAACAAGCCGGCCACCCCUCCAGUAGCCAAGGAGAAUGAGGCCAAGCAGUCAGCAACAGUGUCAAAGAGUGAGACCACGAGUGACGAUGAGGACGGGGACGGAGUGAGGAGGCAGGGCAACGUCCAGCCUGUAGGACAUGACUAUGUGGAGGAGGUGCGUAAUGAUGAUGGGAAGGUAAUUCGCUUCCACUGUAAACUCUGUGAAUGCAGUUUCAAUGACCCCAAUGCUAAAGACAUGCACCUGAAGGGACGCAGGCACCGGCUGCAGUACAAGAAGAAGGUGAACCCAGAGCUGCCGGUGGAGAUCAAGCCCAGUAAUCGGGCCAGGAAGCUGCAAGAGGGCAAACUGAGGAAACAGAAGCAGAAGGCUGUGCUGAAGAGACAGCGGGAUGACGAGCAGCGCUGGCACUUGGAGAUGAGGUCAGAGCCAGACGGCAGCUGGCACACAGAGAUGAGCCGCUAUGAGGAGGGCAUGUACUGGAGGAGGAGGGAGGAGGAGCAGCAGUUGUACUGGGGGGAGCAGAGGCACAUGAUGGCCCCCCCUCCGCUCAUGAGCCGGCCCGGCAUGCCAGUUCCCCCCCUACUGCAACCUAUGCGUCGGCCGGACUCCCCAGACGACCGCCACAUCAUGGCCAAACACUCCACCAUCUACCCUGUGGAGGAGGAGCUGCAGGCGGUGCAGAGGAUCGUCUCCCACACUGAGAGAGCCCUCAAACUGGUAUCUGUCUCCCUGCUGGAGAAAGAGCCUCCGUCGGCUGCUCCAGAGGCUGCUCCAGAGGCUGCUCCAGAGGCUGAUGCUGGAGAGAAAGGACCGGACAACCAGGCGGCCCGUAUGCUGAAGGGGGUGAUGAGGGUGGGCAUCCUGGCCAAGGGCCUGCUGCUCCAUGGGGAUAGGAACGUGGAGCUCAUUCUGCUGGCUGCCAAGAAGCCCACCCUCUCUCUGCUGAAGGACAUCGCUGAGCAGCUGCCCAAAGAAAUGGCGCCAUUUUCUGAAGAUCAGUAUGAAGUGAAGGCUCACCCUGAGGAAGCCAACAUCGUGAUUUUUUCGAGCAAGGAGCCAAAAAUGCAGGUCACCAUCUCUCUAACCUCGCCACUGAUGAGGGAGGACCCUGCCCCUGACAAGGAGGAAAAGGCAGGAGACAAAGCGGCUGAGAAAGUGUGUCCUUUCUCUCCUACUCUAGGGGUGCCUGAGAAAGACCCUGCUGAUGUUCUGAACCAGAACAAGUGCCUGGAAUACCUAGCUGCUCUGAGACACGCCAAGUGGUUCCAGGCUCGUGCCAAUGGUCUUCAGUCCUGUGUGAUCAUCAUUCGAGUGUUACGGGAUCUUUGCCAGCGAGUGCCAACCUGGGGCAAGAUGCCAUCCUGGGCUAUGGAGCUGCUGGUAGAGAAGGCCAUCAGCAGUGCCACAGGGCCCCUCAGCCCAGGGGAAGCCAUGCGUAGGGUCCUGGAAUGUAUCGCUACUGGCAUCCUACUGCCAGAUGGUCCUGGGCUGCUGGACCCCUGUGAGAAACACCAAACCGAUGUUCUGGGGAGCAUGACCAAACAAGCCAGGGAAGACAUUACUGCCAGCGCACAGCAUGCUCUACGACUGCUGGCGUUCCGUCAGAUCCAUAAGGUUCUGGGGAUGGACUCCCUGCCGGCGUCCAAGGCCAGCGCUCGGAACCGCAAGCGCAGACGGGACGGGAGCGAGACGGGAGAGGGGGAGGUCAAGAAAGACAAGAAGGAGGAUUCAGAAGAGGUGGAUGCUUGAUCUCUGACAGAGCAGUGUUAGCUUGGAUGGCCAUCUGGUUUUGCUUCUAAUGUUGGCAUGAGAAUGAUAGAGUAAAACAGAAACAUAUCAGCACCCAGGCUAGAGCAGGUUAGUAGUCUAUACUGGCAGAAUGGUACAUCCUUUACAUUUAUUUUUCAUUUUCAGAAUCUAUAUGAAUAUAACUGACUUAGUUGUUCUUUCACCAAGUCGCAACAUUUAUGUCUCCCCUAGAGGGAAUGGGAGGGGAAAGGUAAAGAUGAUUUACUCUUAAAAUUGUGCUGAAAAUUGGCUUUAAUGUCAGACUGACUUACUGAGGUUUCUAGGAGCUAAUGACUGAUAGCCUGCUCCCAGAUCUGUAUGUGCUUCAUGACAACAAUCAUCAGAGGAGUUUGCUAAAGCACAUACUGAUCUGGAACCAGGCUAAAUGAUUGCAUCAUUCCAUUUCCAGAAUAUUUGCCCACUCAACUUCUGAAGCCCUCCCAUUUACAGUACCUGUACCAACCACUGUUCCUUACAUUGUUUUGUAUGUACAGUAAGGACUUUUCCCCCCUGCGUUUCUUAUUGAAGAGAAGAUUUAAUCCUUUAUUGUACAGGCCAGUUAUCAUAUACUGAAGACUGUAGGAGCUACUCAUUUAGGUGCAUAUAUUGGGUUUAUUUUCAUCCUGCCCACAGCUGGCAGUACCCAAGUAAUCAUCACUUCAGAGCGCAGCUGCACAGGACCAGAUCGUAAUGCCCAUGGUCAAUUUGGUUUGUCAUUUGAUAUCGCUAUGGGGUUAGUUAGGGACCAUCGGUAAAUUACACCAUGUACAUGGGACAACAUUUAAAAAUAUCAAUAGCUCCAAAUUUCAAUGACUUAACAUCAAACCAACUAUACAUUUUAGAAAUGAAUAUACAAAUAUUGAAAGAAUUUAAAGAGAACAGGUGUGCAAUAUGAAGUUAUUGUCUCAUUUACAUUGUGUAAUUUAUUGACAGUCCCUAACUAGCUCCACAGACAGGCUAUCCAAAGUCAACCCAACUUUGCCACAGUUGCACACUAGGCGGCUGAAGCGACUUGGUGAAAGAAGUUGGCUAACUUGCUAGCUAGACAUGGUUAGACUGUUUCAAGUUAUCUAGAAGGGUGAGUGAAUGUAACUGUACUGUUUUGGCAUAGUAAAAGUACAAAUACUUCCCAUGUUCAAACACAGACGAGUAACCCACAUCAAAGCACGCCUCCGAAACCGUUCUGUCGCAUUUCCUAAUGAGACUUGAAACCAAGUUCAGCCCCCCUUAAAGACAGACAUGAGUACAUUAAAGUAAGUUUUAAAAAUGUACAGUUCAUUGUGCCAAAACUGCAGGCAAUGACAAAUAAAAUGCUAAAGCUGUAAAGAAACACUCUGAAAACAGCGCUUUGAAAAGCAAUCUCUCUGUGUAGUCUAAAGAUGUCUAUAAAUUUGUCAGACACCUGAAAAGAAGAAAAUCUGCAUUUUUGAAGAUGUGAUUGAUUGCACCACAAAACGCUUUUAAGGAAAUCACUGGGUUAUAGAAUAUGUUUUGUGUAAGAGGAGUUGACAGAUAGCUCCUAUGUUGCACAGUCUGUCUAGCAUGCUAUGAGAAUAAAGAUCUUAUGAAAUGA